UUCAGGCGAGUGAUUUAUCCAUUAGUUUAUCCAUUCGCUUUCUCCAAGAGAUCUUGAUAGUUACGGCUAUGGCGGCUGCGAAUAAACAACAAGAUGAUGUUUUCGAUGACCUGAACUACGAAAUUUGGGUUCGAAUCGCGAAAACUACACUAACGGAGAAAGGACUUUGGGAUGUUGUCGAGAACGGAGUACCGCCAGAUCCAUCGAAGAUUCCAGAGUUAGGGGCGACGAUCCAACCCGAAGAAAUUUCGAAAUGGAGAGAUCUGGCGAUGAAAGACAUGAAAGCGCUCCAGAUUUUGCAGUCUUCUCUCACGGAUUCAGCUUUCAGGAAGACUCUGUCUGCUUCUUCGGCCAAAGAUCUUUGGGAUUUGCUCGAAAAAGGUAACAAUGAACAAGCUAAGCUACGUAGGUUAGAGAAGCAAUUCGAAGAACUUACUAUGGAUGAAGCAGAACAGACAACUUCCUACUUAGAUAAAGUCAUAGAAAUCGCUGAACAGUUGCGUCGUUUGAAAAAUGGGAAAUCUGAUUAUCAGGUUGUCUCCAAGGUGUUAGGCUCGCUCUCUGAGUCGCAUGAGGAUUUAGCUACGCUAUUAGAGGAGCGCUCGGAUCUGAAGAAAAUGACUCUUAAGAGUCUUGCUGUGGUUUUUAACAGAUAUGAAUCACUAAAGAGAGAGAGUCAAAGCAGGAAUCCGAAUGACUUACCAGUGUAUGAAGUGAAUUCAGUCACUCUUGCACAUGAGACAUUUGAUGAGGAUAUGUGGACGAUAUCCAGCGGUACCACGAAUCACAUGACUCCAUAUCUGAAGUUUUUCACCACUCUAGACAGAACACACAGGGCUCGGGUGAAAUUGAUCAACGGAUCAUUUAUCAUGGCAGAAGGUCGAGGAGAUGUCAAGAUCCUGACGAAAGAAGGGAAGAAGAAGACGAUCAAGAAUGUGCUUUUCGUUCCGGAUCUCUACAGAAACGUGUUGAGUCUUGGUCAGCUGGAACAAUUAGGCUACAUGAUGAUAACUAGUGGAAACAAAUGCAUUCUUAAGGGUGAGAAGACUGGGAAAGUAUUUGGGGAAACCGUGACGGAUGGGAGAGGUUAUUUUAUGCGUUAUCAGGUGAUUGAAGGUAAUCUCACUUCUUAACGAGCUGCUUUGCCACUAUGAAUAAAUUUGGUAGUAGACUUCACUUAACUAGUAAGGUGUGGACAAAUCAAGUCUUUUAUGUGUUUGUUCCAUUUUCUCUAAGUUUGUUCAUCUAAGAAAAGCUGAUUCAUAUUUUGAUGUUGUAGUAUGAAUUAGUCUGUUCUUUUAACUUAAGACGGCUUGGUUUGGUUUUAAUCUAGUAGUCAAAAACUAUGUUCUAUAUUCACAAUGCAGUGCUUUUGUCAA
Messenger RNA from Arabidopsis lyrata subsp. lyrata, 1379 nucleotides. RefSeq lists its product as uncharacterized. The transcript has a single exon. Bases 69 to 1133 code for a protein of 354 amino acids. The record is from RefSeq and is a predicted model, not a curated record. Lineage: Eukaryota; Viridiplantae; Streptophyta; Magnoliopsida; Brassicales; Brassicaceae.